AUGAGGCUUAAAAGAGAAGACUUUGAGAUUUUAAAAGUAAUUGGAAGAGGAGCAUUUGGGGAGGUGGCUGUGGUAAAAAUGAAAGGAAGUGGAAAGAUUUUUGCCAUGAAAAUCCUACACAAAUGGGAGAUGCUAAAACGAGCUGAGACUGCUUGUUUUCGUGAAGAAAGGGAUGUUUUGGUGAAGGGUGACACACAGUGGAUUCCAAGCUUACACUAUGCAUUUCAUGAUGAUAGCUACCUGUACCUAGUGAUGGAUUACUAUGUUGGAGGAGAUCUGUUGACUCUACUUAGCAAGUUUGAGGACCGCCUACCAGAAGACAUGGCUCGCUUUUACUUGGCAGAAAUGGUGUUAGCCAUAGACUCCAUACAUAAACUGAACUACGUACAUAGAGAUAUAAAACCAGAUAACGUUCUCAUUGACAUGAAAGGCCACAUCAGACUUGCAGACUUUGGAUCAUGUCUGAAGAUGAAACCAGAUGGCAUGGUGGAAUCCUCAGUGGCAGUUGGCACGCCUGACUAUAUUUCUCCAGAAAUUUUACAAGCUAUGGAGGAUGGCAAGGGGAAGUAUGGAACAGAAUGUGACUGGUGGUCUCUAGGAGUCUCCAUGUAUGAACUCCUGUUUGGGGAAACUCCUUUCUAUGCAGAGUCUCUUGUAGAGACCUAUGGAAAAAUUAUGAAUCAUGAGGAACAUUUGCAGUUUCCAUCUGACAUUACUGAUGUAUCUGAGCAUGCAAAGGAUCUCAUCAAGCGACUUAUAUGCCGGCAAGAGAAACGCCUUGGAAGAGGAGGUGUCAGCGAUUUUAAGAAACACCCAUUCUUUAGCGGAGUAGAUUGGGAUAACAUACAUACUGCUGUUCCACCCUAUAUUCCUGAGGUUGACAACCCAGCAGACACCUCCAACUUUGAUGUGGAUGAUGAUUCUUUGAAAAGUUCGGUUGGUGAUGAUUUUCUGUUUAUUUGUUCAAUUUCUAUGCUAACUAAAAAAAUUAAGCACAUGUUAACUGUGCCAAGUCUAUAUGAUAUUCCACAUGACAUAGGAUAUAUUAAGGACAUUAAUGCAGAGUAG
This is a messenger RNA of Staurois parvus, 1068 nucleotides long. The record is from the annotation of a GenBank genome assembly. NCBI's taxonomy places the organism in Eukaryota, Metazoa, Chordata, Amphibia, Anura, Ranidae.